Messenger RNA from Procambarus clarkii (red swamp crayfish), 966 nucleotides. Lineage: Eukaryota; Metazoa; Arthropoda; Malacostraca; Decapoda; Cambaridae. The record is from RefSeq and is a predicted model, not a curated record.
AUGACGGCCACACCUGGUGUCUGUGUGGCACUGGCGAGCCUUGGUACUGCAGGUGUGGCGCUGGCGAGCCUUGGUAGUGUAGGUGUGGCGCUGGCGAGCCUUGGUACUGCAGGUGUGGCGCUGGCGAGUCUUGGUAGUGUAGGUGUGGCACUGGCGAGCCUUGGUACUGCAGGUGUGGCGCUGGCGAGCCUUGGUAGUGUAGGUGUGGCGCUGGCGAGCCUAGGUACUGCAGGUGUGGCGCUGGCGAGCCUUGGUAGUGUAGGUGUGGCACUGGCGAGCCUUGGUACUGCAGGUGUGGCGCUGGCGAGCCUUGGUAGUGUAGGUGUGGCACUGGCGAGCCUUGGUACUGCAGGUGUGGCGCUGGCGAGCCUUGGUAGUGUAGGUGUGGCGCUGGAGAGCCUUGGUAGUGUAGGUGUGGCGCUGGAGAGCCUUGGUAGUGUAGGUGUGGCGCUGGAGAGCCUUGGUACUGCAGGUGUGGCACUGGCGAGCCUUGGUACUGCAGGUGUGGCACUGGCGAGCCUUGGUACUGCAGGUGUGGCGCUGGCGAGCCUUGGUAGUGUAGGUGUGGCGCUGGAGAGCCUUGGUAGUGUAGGUGUGGCGCUGGAGAGCCUUGGUAGUGUAGGUGUGGCGCUGGAGAGCCUUGGUAGUGUAGGUGUGGCGCUGGCGAGCCUUGGUAGUGUAGGUGUGGCGCUAGCGAGCUGUGGCAGUGUAGCUGUGGCACUGGCGAGCUGUGGCAGUGGCCAAUGGCACCCGCCUCAAGACUCCUCAACUAAUGCACCUCAUUUUGAACGUUAUGAUCCCCAAUGUUCUGUUGGCAAUUAUUUGUAUUCUUACUACACGAGUGAAGCCUUUAAAAUACGUGUAACUGACAAUGACAAAGACAUGAAUGGUAUUCUAAAUGGUCAACUUUAUGCGUUUACCAGAGAAGAAUUAUAUUUGUACAUUGAGGUGAACCAAGCCGUGUAG